Messenger RNA from Colletotrichum spaethianum, 3819 nucleotides. RefSeq names its product NPC intracellular cholesterol transporter 1-related protein 1. Gene Ontology annotation, cellular component: membrane. The transcript has 3 exons. The record is from RefSeq and is a predicted model, not a curated record. Bases 1 to 3819 code for a protein of 1272 amino acids. NCBI's taxonomy places the organism in Eukaryota, Fungi, Ascomycota, Sordariomycetes, Glomerellales, Glomerellaceae.
AUGACGCUGUGGAAGCUUCUCGGAGCUGGCAGCCUGCUGCUGGCAGGCCUAAGCAGCAGCGCCACAGCAGAGCCAUUCACACCGAAGCAUGAAGCCGGACGAUGUGCUAUGCGCGGCCACUGCGGCUCCAAGAGCUUCUUUGGCAAGCAACUGCCUUGCCCCGACAACGGUCUGGCCGAGGAGCCCGAUGAGAAACUGCGACAGCAAAUCGUCGACCUUUGCGGAGCGAAAUGGAACUCUGGUCCCGUUUGCUGCGAUGCCGACCAGGUCAAGUCUCUCGCCUCCGAACUCGGCACACCGAACCAGAUCAUCUCCUCUUGCCCGGCUUGCAAGGAGAACUUCUUCAACCUGUUCUGCACCUUCACGUGCUCCCCCGAUCAAUCUCUUUUCUUAAACAUCACAAAGACCCAGGAGAAGAACAAGAAGACCAUGGUGACGGAGCUGGACCAGCUCAUCUCAAAGGAAUACGGCACCGGCUUCUUCGACAGCUGCAAGGAAGUCAAGUUUGGCCCCUCCAACUCGAGGGCCAUUGACUUCAUCGGAGGUGGCGCGAAGAACUACUCCCAGCUGCUCAAGUUCUUGGGCGACGAGAAGGUCAUUGGCUCUCCUUUCCAAAUCAACUUCCCCACCGAGUACAACGAGCCCGGCAUGUCACCCCGCGACCUGAAGGCGAAGAAGUGCAACGACGAGGACCCCAACUACCGCUGCGCGUGCGUCGACUGCCCUUCUGUUUGCCCAGAGCUCCCUGCUGUCUCCAAGCCUGGCGACUGCCAUGUCGGUCUUCUGCCUUGCCUGUCCUUUGCGGCCAUCUUUACGUAUAGCAUUCUGCUGUUCGCUGCUGUUGCCGGAGUUGUCGGACACAUUGUCUGGAGACGCCGUGCCAGAAGAGAAAGCGAGCGUCUCAGGCUGCUGCAAGAUGCGUCUCCCAGUGACGACGAGGAUGAGGGCGACCUGGUUCAGAACGGCGCCAUGUUUGACCGGCCUCAACGAUACUACAAGAUUAAUACCUGGUGUGACGCGGCUUUCAGCAAGCUCGGCCACGCAGCGGCACGCUACCAGGGAAUCACCAUUGGCGUUACCCUCAUCAUCGUCAUCAUUCUUAGCGCUGGAUGGGUCAGGUUCGACCUCGAACGGGACCCUGCACGCCUCUGGGUCAGCCCUACCUCUCCUGCUGCGCAGGAAAAGGCAUUUUUUGAUGAACAGUUCGGUCCCUUCUACCGUGCCGAAAAGAUGUUCUUGGUCAACGACCAGCACUCCAAGGAACCCGCUCCGGUCCUUAGCUACGACACGCUGCUUUGGUGGAUGAGUGUCGAGAAGAGUGUCAAGCAGCUUAAGGGCGCCAAGUUUGGCGCCACCCUCGACGACAUUUGCUUGAAGCCUACUGGCACCGCUUUCCAUCGGGCCUACUUUGACAACGAGCCCUCGCUCGUUGGCAAGAACGACUGGAAAGAUCAGCUCCGACAGUGCGCAAAGUCGCCUGUUGAGUGCCGCCCCGAGUUCGGCCUGCCCAUCGAGCCCAACAUGAUCCUUGGUGGUUAUAAGGAUGAUCCCGCCAACGCCACUGCCAUCACAGUCACUUGGGUCGUUCAAAAUGCAGCCGAAGGCAGCCCUGAGGUUGAGCGUGCCAUAGACUGGGAAAUUGCCCUACGUGACCGUCUUCUGGAGGCUCAACAGGAGGCCCAGGACCGUGGUCUUCGCCUGUCCUUCUCCACCGAGAUCAGCUUGGAGCAGGAGCUGAACAAGUCCACCAACACCGAUGCCAAGAUUGUGGUCAUUAGCUACAUCAUCAUGUUUCUCUACGCAUCCCUGGCUCUCGGAUCUACUACGCUGUCAUUCCGGGAUAUGAUCAGGAACCCAGCUGUUGCUCUGGUUCAGUCCAAGUUCUCCCUUGGCGUUGUCGGCAUCCUGAUUGUCCUCAUGUCCAUUAGCGCCUCCAUCGGUCUUUUCUCUUGGUUUGGACUCAAGGCCACGCUCAUCAUCGCCGAAGUUAUCCCCUUCAUCGUCCUUGCCGUUGGUGUUGACAACAUCUUCCUGAUCGUUCACGAGUUCGAGCGGGUCAACGUUAGCCACCCCGAUGAAAUGGUCGAGGAACGGAUCGCCAAGGCACUGGGCCGCAUGGGGCCGUCUAUUCUCCUCUCGGCCCUCACCGAGACUGUUGCCUUUGCUCUUGGAACCUUUGUCGGCAUGCCUGCGGUGCGCAACUUUGCUGCCUACGCCGCCGGCGCCGUCUUCAUCAACGCCAUACUCCAGAUCACGUUGUUUGUGUCCGUCCUGGCCAUGAACCAGAUCCGCGUUGAGGACCAUCGCGCGGACUGCAUUCCCUGCCUCCAGGUCAAGGCCGCUCGUGUCCACCUCAGCGGCGGCAACGGAAACGCGAAUGCCCGAUUCUACGAAGUGCCGGAGGAGAGUUGGUUGCAGCAAUUCAUCCGUCGGACGUACGCCCCCGCCAUUCUCGCAAAGCAGGCCAAGGUUAUCAUCGUCGCCGUUUUCCUCGGCCUCUUUGCCGCCGGGAUCGCCCUCAUCCCCGAAGUCCAGCUCGGCCUGGACCAGCGUGUUGCCAUUCCCGACGGAUCCUACCUCAUCCCCUACUUCAAUGAUCUCUACAAGUACAUGGAAACUGGGCCGCCUGUUUACUUUGUCACCAGAGGCCUGAACGCCACCGCGCGCAAGAACCAACGCGAGAUCUGCGCCAGAUUCACCACUUGCGAUCAGUUCUCGCUGGCAAACAUUCUAGAGGGAGAGAGAAAGCGACCCGAGGUCUCGUACAUCUCCUCGCCAGCAGCCAGCUGGAUUGAUGACUACUUCCUGUGGCUCAACCCCGACCUCGGCGAUUCCUGCUGCGUGGAGAACGGCAAGGCAUGCUUUGCCGACCGCAACCCGCCCUGGAACAUCACCCUGUCGGGCAUGCCCCAGGACGGCGAGUUCAUCCACUACCUCGAGAAGUUCCUGAAGGCACCAACGAACGACGACUGCCCGCUGGGCGGCCAAGCAUCGUAUGGCCAGGCCGUGGUGAUCGACUCGGAGGCGGACACCAUUCCCGCCAGCCAUUUCAGGACGAUGCACACGCCGUUGCGCAGCCAGGAGGACUUCAUCGACGCCAUGUCCGCUGCCCGAAGAAUCGCGUCCGAUAUUACCCGCACGACGGGCGUCGACGUGUUCCCCUACAGUCUCUUCUACAUCUUCUUCGACCAAUACGCCAGCAUCGUGUCGCUGACGGGGGCCCUUCUUGGCUCGGCCGUGGCCAUCAUCUUUGUCAUUGCGUCGGUCCUGUUGGGGUCUCUCAUGACUGCGUUGGUCGUGACCGUCACGGUCUGCAUGACUGUUGUCGACAUUAUUGGCGCGAUGGCCGUGUUUGGGGUUUCGCUCAACGCGGUCUCGCUCGUCAACCUCAUCAUCUGCGUUGGCAUCGGCGUGGAGUUCUGCGCCCACAUUGCGAGGGCCUUUAUGUUCCCUUCGCGCACCGUCAUGGAGCGCGCCAAGAACCGCUUCCGCGGCCGUGACGCCCGCGCCUGGACCGCUCUGGUCAACGUGGGAAGCUCCGUCUUCUCGGGCAUCACCGUCACCAAGCUUCUGGGCGUCUUUGUGCUCGCGUUCACGAGGUCCAAGAUCUUUGAGAUUUACUACUUCCGAGUGUGGCUGGCGCUUGUCAUCUUCGCCGGCACGCACGCACUCAUCUUCCUCCCCGUUGCACUGAGCUUGUUCGGUGGAGAGGGAUACGUGGACCCGGAGAGCGAGGGCGGCAUCGAGGAGGACCUCGCCAGCCGCAGAUACCGUGCCCUCGUACCUGACGAGGACACGGACUCUGACGACGACUACUAG